Caenorhabditis sp. 36 PRJEB53466 is the source of this 3954-nucleotide messenger RNA. The record is from the annotation of a GenBank genome assembly. Lineage: Eukaryota; Metazoa; Nematoda; Chromadorea; Rhabditida; Rhabditidae.
AUGAGACUGCUGCUCCUCAUAGCGGCUAUACUGCCAUGCGUUCUAACACAGGUUCGAGCUCUCGAGGUGUUCAUUCAAAACUUAAUACGUUUCAGUAUUACAUGCAACAACAGAUGCGCCCUGUUGUUCAACCUCAGCAACAGAGGACAAUGUACUACCCAGUUAGGACUAACUGCCAGAACAGAUGUAACCAGCAGACUAGAUACAGAUGGAACAUCAGACCAACAAGUAUGUAGCUGCUUCUUUGAAAAUUUCAACUCGAAGUGUUUCAGAUGUUCGACCAAACGUCCAAGUGCAAAUUCGAACGCUCCCGUCGGCUCCUCAGCCUGCCAGGCCAGUGGUCAACCCGAUCCCUGUCGCACUUCCAGCUCCUGCACCCAGCACCCUCCCACCAAUCACUUAUCCAAGAACAACUGUGACUGUCGAGACACCAGCCCCAUCCACCACCACUCAAACUACUACUGAAACCACAACGACCCAGGUUAGGAGUAAUUUUUUUGCAUCUUUCAAAUUGUAAUAUUUUUAGCCAACGACCACCACCACUCUGGAAACUCCGGCUCCCGAGUCGACCCCAUCCAUGGCUCCGUCGCACACUGAUCCGACUCCAGCUCCGGAGACCACUGCUGCUCCGACAACAAAAUACUUGCGUCCGGAGCGCAAACAAACAUCGAAAGCAAGUAAGUUUUUGCAACCAACCCACCCCAGGUUUUCUUGUAUUGUUUGCCUGCGUGAUUGAACAGUUUAGCCACUUUGACCCGAGGCGUUGGCGUCCACCGGCGUCAAUUCGAACGCGUUUAAAAGCAAGCACUCAAGAUGAUUAUAUGUCAAUAAAUAAACAAAUAGAUACAGUUUCGAAUAGAAUAGCGACCCUUAGAAUGGAAUGCAUCACACCUCACCCGUUUGCCCCCGUUUGCAGAAUACUUCAACCCAUGCGCUGUCGGUCAGCCGCUUCUCAACGAGUUCUCUACGCCCAUCUCAUGCAACUAUUUGAACCAACCAAACGGAGGAUGCCCCGAAGAUCACUACUGUCACACUGGAGCCUCAUUCUCCACAACCGCCUGUUGUCCAUUGGUGACGGCCGAGGACAGAUGUCUGCAGAGAAGGGAGACUGGAGAAGGAGAUGAACUUGUGGCGAGAUGGUAUUAUGACAACCAGGCCAAGGAAUGCAGACGUUUCUUGUACAAGGGAAUCCGCGGAAAUGCUAACAACUUCGUCACAAAAGCUCAAUGUGUGGAUGCAUGUGAAACAGGUUUAGAUAGAUUACUAAACUGUGUCUUUACUUUCUCCGUUAAUCUGUUAUAUUCAGAAGUAGUGAUUGACGAAACGAACCCGUGCAAGUUCAGUAAUGCCGCCAAGUACAAGAACGGAACGCGCAUCAUUUGCGGACCGAACGAUGAUUCGAUGUGUCCGAACGGAUUUUACUGUCAUAUCGGAGAGAACCCGGAACUUACCGCUUGUUGCGAGACUAGUGGACGUCAGUUCUUUUUUCCAUCUAGCCGCCGCUUUAUUUGUCCACUUCAUCCUUACCUAACUCUGUUGUUUAUUUUCAUUUUACAGUGACCGAUCCGUGCUUGCUCUCGAUCAACGUGGGACAAGGAAAAGCGCUCCUCAAGAGAUUCUACUACAAUACCUUCUCAAAACGAUGCACCGAGUUCGUGUACAAAGGAACCAAAGGAAAUGAGAACAACUUCUUGUCAAACUCCCAGUGUCAAGAGAAAUGUCAAAGUAUGAACCCUGAGGCUGCGAAUAAUUCUAGAAACAAAAUAUUUGCCUUGCAGAGUGGGAUAAUCCGUGUCCAGUUCCAGUCAAUUACGCUCAGAAAAAAGAAUGCGGAAUAGAGAACAACAACGGAACAACAGAGUGCAGUGCCGGACAAUGGUGUCACAUUGGAGCCACCAAGGAAACAUCCGUCUGCUGUCCGGGAGCCUCCCCAGAUCCAUGCUCUCUGCCCAUGUUCACCGGAGAAGGAACUGGAAAUCUCACGAGAUGGUAUGCUGACCCCGCUGAUAAGUCCUGCAGCAGACAAUGCAAGUCGUUCACUUACAAUGGAUCCAAGGGAAAUCAGAACAAUUUCCUUACCAAACAGCAAUGCGAAUCCAAGUGCAAACGAGAGUGCAAGAACCCCUGUGGAUCUGGAACUAUGCUCAUGACCCCGACCAAUGAACCGCGCACAUGCAGCCCCGGCUCACCAUGCCCCAGUUCUCACUGGUGUCACGUCGGAAUCACUCCAGACACCACUGUUUGUUGUUCGGCUGUCCAAAACACAUGCGAGCUGCCAAUGACGAAGGGAUACGGAAACUCUCAUCUUACUAGAUGGCACUUUGAUAAGAACCUCAACAAAUGUGUCAAAUUCAUCUAUAGUGGAGAGGGUGGAAAUCAGAACAUGUUCCUGACUCAGGAGGAUUGUUUGUCGGUCUGUCCAAUCUUUGAAAAUCCGUGCGGAAACGGCAAGCCACUUUUGAUCGGAUCCAAGCCGAAAUUGUGUUCGCCCGAUGAGAGAUGCCCAUCCACUCAUUUCUGCCACAUUGGAGUUGAAGGAUCGGACAACUAUUGCUGCCCCAAACGUAAUUUUCAAGUUGAAUAACAUAAUUGACAUAAUAUUAUUGCAGACGGUGACCCAUGUCAACAAGGACUUGCUACUGGAACUGGAGGAUUCUCCAUCACCAGAUAUUACUACGAUAAAGAAACCCGUCGCUGCCGUGAUUUCAUUUACGAGGGACAAAAAGGAAAUGCCAACAACUUCUUGACCCUUGAGGAUUGCGGUCUUGUUUGUCCAGGUAAAACUUUACAACUAUAAUUCACAGUUCAGAAAAGACGUUUUGUUUUUCAGUCCUUCCAAACCCGUGCAAUCUUGGGGAGCCGCUUUUGAGUCUGCAGAAAGAGCCAGUGAUUUGCGGCGGAGAAGACACCUGUCCGAACGGAUACUAUUGUCAUGUUGGAGGAGCGCCCGAAACCACCAACUGCUGUCCUGGAAGUGAGCGGAAGCGGACAAAGAGCCAGUGAUCACAUCGAACUCUUUUCUUUUCAGCCCGCCGCCCAUGUGACCUUCCGCUGGAAGUCGGACAAGGAGUCGAGAAGCUCGAACGUUGGUUCUUCGAUGGAGGAAUUCAAAUGUGUCGGCCAUUUGUUUACAAGGGAAUGAAAGGAAACUCGAACAAUUUCCUGACCAAACAAUCGUGUCGUCAGGCUUGUAAAGAAAUGAACCCGUGCGGUUAUGGAGACCCACUGGUCGACACGGCCGGAGAACGUAUUUUGUGUACUGGUGGACAGAGACUCGAUAGCUGCCCGCAAAACAGUUACUGCCACGUUGGAUCCAGUGCUCUGACCACUUUGUGCUGCCCGAAGAGAAGUACAUCCAUUUCUACAUUUGCUUUUCAACUUUCCACAACAUUUCUUUUCCAGAGAUCGACCCAUGCGAUCAAAUCGUGGAGGAGGGAAAUGGCGCUGAAGACUUGCCAAGAUGGUUCUUCGAUAGAAAACAGAACAGAUGCGCUCCGUUCACUUAUGGAGGAAUCGCAGGAAACGAGAACAAUUUCAUCAGCCAGAACACUUGCAUGGAGGCCUGUCCGGAGUACAGGAACUACUGCCCGCACGGAAUUCCGUUGAUCGAGGGAUCAACAGUAACUUCUUGCGGAAUUGACAAAGGAUGUCCGGAAGGAUUCAUUUGCCACAUGUCUUCGGAAUUCAACGUUUCAAUCUGUUGUCAGGUGCGUGACAACUCAUUCGCUCGAGUUUUAUUUGAUAUUGUUACAGGAUCCAAUGGACUUCUGUCUUUCCGCUCGUGACUCUGGGCCAUGCGAUAACUUUGAGAAACGAUACGGUUACGACGCGAACACGGACACGUGUGUCGAGUACCAAUACGGAGGCUGCGAAGGAACUCUCAACAACUUCCACUCGCUGCAAAGAUGUACCGAAAUCUGUUGCAAAGAGUACAAGAGAAGACACCGAUUGUGA